Molecule: messenger RNA, 1344 nt
Organism: Aspergillus oryzae RIB40
Lineage: Eukaryota; Fungi; Ascomycota; Eurotiomycetes; Eurotiales; Aspergillaceae
Product: acyltransferase family protein
Exons: 1
Coding region: 1-1344 (447 amino acids)
Biological process (GO): polysaccharide biosynthetic process
Cellular component (GO): membrane
Molecular function (GO): acyltransferase activity, transferring groups other than amino-acyl groups
Source: RefSeq, a predicted model, not a curated record
AUGGAGCGCACUAAAUGGCUGGACGGCCUGCGAGGCAUCGCAGCCGCGAUCGUGGCAUUCGACCACUACUUCAUGGGAGAGGUCUGGCACCCAUUCGUGUCCUUCUGGGCAGACCCCCCGGAGGGAAACCGCCGCUUCGUUCAACUGCCUCCCAUCCGCAUUCUCUUUUCCGCUCAUGCGAUGGUGACGCUGUUCAUGGUAAUCUCGGGCUAUGCGAUCUCCAUUAAUAUCCUGAAAGCCCGACCCAGUCAGCAAUAUUACACGCGGAUCUCCUCCGCCGUCCUGCGGAGGCCAUUUCGUAUUUACUUGCCAGUUCUGGUCAUGGCGACGAUCAGUCAACUGCUGUUUUUCUUCAAUCUCUACAACUGGACCUUCGACGAGGACCUCCUAAAGGGGCUCGAGCCGUGGAAGGCACCGUGGGCCCACGUUGAAUGGCUCUUCCUCUACAUGACCGAUAGCUUGAACAUCAUCGCCUUCGCGUACAACGGAGGGUUCAAUGGCCAGCUUUGGACCAUGCCAGUCGAAUUCCGCGGAUCCAACGUCGUCUUCGUCCUCCUGGUCGGCCUAGCCGCCUGGCGGCCCAAACUACGGCUCUGGUUUCUACCUCUACUAUCUCUCUAUUUCCUCUGGUACGGCCUCUGGGAUACCUUCGGCUUCAUCUGGGGCCUCUUCCUCGCCGAACGUGCAGCAGCAGCAGCCACCCCAGCAACCGGAAACGGCUCGACCCAAACCACCGCCACCGACGAUGAGGAGAAACUGCCCUUCUUCCCAUUAUCGCGCUCCAACUGGAAAUCCCACCUCCUCAACCGCAAGAACUUCACCCUCGCCCGCAUCACCACCACCAUCUCGUUCCUCCUCGGCUACCACCUCCUCUGCCUAGGAGACGACGGCAAGCUAACCCCAGGCUACCAAUGGCUCUCCGUCUUCCACCCGGCCAAAUGGCACGACGACUGGCAACUCAUCCACUGGUGCUGGAAAGUUGUCGGCUCGGCCCUCCUGGUCUACGCGAUCGGCGAAUCCCCCCUGCUGCAGCGCCCAUUUAAUACCAGGCCCGUGCAGUAUCUCGGCAAGAUCUCCUUCUCGCUGUAUCUAGUGCACCAGGCCAUCUAUCAUCUGUUGCGCGAUCCGCUCAGGAAUUAUCUCUGGUUACUGGGAAAUGGCACGGCGUAUCCGGGGAGUGUGGAGGCGGCAGCGACGGAUCCGAUGUCGUUUCAUGUGGCUUGGUGGGCUUCGGGGAUUGUGCUGGGGACGGUGGUGGUUUAUGCGGCGCAUUAUUAUACGAUUUAUGUGGAUAAUAAGUGUGUGGCGUUGACGAAGAGGAUUGAGAAGUGGUUGACUUCUUGA